Molecule: messenger RNA, 2180 nt
Organism: Melanotaenia boesemani (Boeseman's rainbowfish)
Lineage: Eukaryota; Metazoa; Chordata; Actinopteri; Atheriniformes; Melanotaeniidae
Gene: shpk
Product: sedoheptulokinase
Exons: 7
Coding region: 32-1441 (469 amino acids)
Biological process (GO): carbohydrate metabolic process; cellular response to lipopolysaccharide
Cellular component (GO): cytosol
Molecular function (GO): sedoheptulokinase activity
Source: RefSeq, a predicted model, not a curated record
GCAGCAGCGUCGACUUUGCCUUCAGGAUGAAAUGCAACGACUCACGGUGUCAGCAGCGGUCAUGUCCAACUUUAUCCUGGGUAUAGAUGUGGGAACUACUUCGGUAAAAACCGUUUUAUUUGCAUCUGACUCCAGAACUGUGGCUGCGAGUCACACUUUACCCACUGCUGCCGAUAGAAGCGACGAUGGGAGGCUAAAGGCGAAAGAGCAGGACACAGGUCGGAUAAUAGACGCUCUGAACCGGUGCGUCCUCCAGCUGCCAGCAGACAAACUGCAGCAUGUCAGCCGGAUCGGGCUGUCCGGGCAGAUGCACGGGGUUAUUUUCUGGAAAGCAGGCAGUGGUUGCGACUGGUCCAGCAGGGACUUCUUCACACCCAGAGACACCAGUCAGCUGAUCACAUGGCAGGAUGGACGCUGCAGCAGUGAUUUCUUGUCCUCACUUCCCAAACCAGAGUCACAUCUCAGCGUUGCCACGGGGUUUGGCUGUGCAACGAUCUUCUGGUACAUGAAACACAGACCUGAGUUCCUUGAUGACUUCACAGUCGCAGGAACCAUCCAGGACUACGUGGUGUCCAUGCUGUGUGGUUUGGACAGGUGUGUGAUGACGCCACAGAAUGCAGCCAGCUGGGGCUUCUUCAACACUUCAACCAGUCACUGGAAUGAAAACAUUCUGAAAGCUGCCAGCUUCCCUUUGCACCUGCUUCCUCAGUGUGUGCCAUCUGGUGGUCUGGCGGGAAAGACACGCUCAGCCUGGCAUGGCAUUCCUGCCGGUACGCCAGUAGGGGCCGCCCUGGGAGACUUCCAGUGCUCUGUCUACUCCUGCAUGAGUGCACCAACAGAUGCAGUUCUCAACAUAAGCACCUCAGCCCAGCUGACCUUCGCCAUGCCAGCUGACUUCAGACCUCAAGAUUUUCCUCAGCCAGACUCGCCCAUCUCCUACUUCCCAUACUUUGACUCUUCAUACUUGGCCGUAGCAGCGUCGCUCAAUGGAGGAAACAUUCUGGCCACUUUUGUGGACAUGUUGACUGCCUGGAUGAGAGAGCUUGGUGUGGAGCUGAGCAACUCGGGUUUGUAUGAAAAGUUGAUUCAUUGCGCCCUGAACCAGGAAACCAGUGACCUGAUGGUGAGUCCUACCCUCCUGGGAGAGAGACACAGCCCCCUCUGCCUGGGUCAGGUGACCAACAUCUCCACCUCCAAUCUCUCCCUGGGUCAUGUGAUCAGAGGACUUUGUCGUGGAGUCCUGACCAACAUCACCUCCAUGAUGCCUGCAGAGACUCUGCAGCAGGCGGGGGUCCGCAGGAUCGUGGGCAGUGGGAGUGCACUCAAUCGCAACGAGGUGUUGAAGCAGGAAGUGGAGAAGGCGUUUCCUCUGCAGGUUGUUUAUGGACAGAACGCGGACUCCGCUGUCGGUGUUGCCAUGGUCCUGUGUGAUCGGCUUUAAAAAAAAAAGAGUCCUAAUCCAAGUGGUGGGGGUGUUUCUGUAUGUUUACAUGAUUAAAUGAUAUGUCUGCAUGAUUAACUGAGAGUUUUGCACAAUUUAAAAUAUAUUUUGUUAAAUGGUUUUAAUAUCUUUUUAUCUUUGAGAUUCUUUCAAAAGACAAAUCCAAUGUAUGAAAGUUAGUAGGAGGAGGAAAAGGAGGAAGAGACUGAGGCUUUUAACUGUUCAGCGUAAUGGCUCAGAUGAACUGCUGACUCCAACAAAUCCCUGACUGAAGAGUUCAGGAAAUCUCUGGCUCCAUUAUUCCUUUUUGACAAUGUGUUUGUCUGUGUAAUAUUAUUCUCAGUUUUAAUGAAGAAAGAGUGUGUGAGAGCCGUUAUUUUCCAAAGGCAUUGAUGGUUCGUUUAGAGGAAUGUUCAGGGCCACAGAAAUAUGUUAGAAUGUUGUAAAAUACUGAAGAAACUACAUAAUUUCACUUAGAUUAGCAGCCUUGUGUUACUACCGCUCUGGAUUACUGAUUGUCCACACCCUUUCCAGCCAGUCAUCACCGGUAUACUAAUCCUCUACACCUGUAUCCAAUCUCCUCACCUGGCUAUGUAUACUCCAGCGCCACAUUCAUUCCCUGUCAGACGUUGUUGCGUCACACUUGGACUAUUCCUCAUGUCAACUCCACCGUUUGUCUUCCAGUAGUAAGAUCCUUCCACGUUUCAUUAUCUGUUCAAUAAAGAUUUGUUAAGCAUUA